AUUUAUGUUCACAUAAUUAAAUAAGAAAUUAACCCUUACAUCUUCAUUCAAAACUGCUCCAAAUAUAGGGUUAAUAAAAUAUUGGGGAAAAUGGAAUGAAAAAGAAAUUAUUCCAUUAAAUACCAAUAUAGGAGUGACUUUAAAUCCUAAAGAUAUAUUUACAACAACUACGUUAACUUUGAAUCCAGAAUCACAUAAAAAUGAAUUACUUAUAAAUGGAAAAGACUUUGCUAUAAGUAAUAGAAUUGAAAGACUGUUCAAUAUAUUUAGAGAACAAAUACAACAAUCUAAAUAAUUAACAUGUAAUAGAUACAAGAAUUCCCCUUCUGAUAAAUUAUUAGGAUAGCUAAUACCAGAUAUUGAUAAAUAUGGAAUUAGAGUUGAAUCAAAUAAUUCAUUUCCUACUGGCAGUGGAUUAGCUUCAUCAUCAUCAGGAUUAUCAGCUUUGGCAUUAUGUUUAUAAGAUAUUUUAAAGACUAACAUUGAUGUUAGAUAUCUAAGCAGAAUUGGUUCAGGAAGUGCAUGUCGAUGUUUGUAUGGCAACUUUGUAUUAUUUCCAGGAGUCUAAUUAAACAACUUAGAUAAAUGCGAUCAAGAAACUAUUAAUCUGGAAAGUAAAAGAUGUUUGCCUUAUGAAAUUCAAAAUAGCAGAUGGUUGAAAGAUAAAGUUUCGAUUGUCAUAUUAACAGAUACACAUUAAGGUUAAAAAGAUGUACUAUCAAAGGAUGGUAUGAAAAUGACCUGGGAAACUAGUAAAUUAAUUUAAGGAAGAGUUAGACAAUUUGUUGAAUAACAUAUCCAAGAAUUGUAAACAGCUUUAGAAAAUCAAGAUUUUAAUAAAGUGAUGGAAAUAAUAAUUAAAGAUAGUAAUUAAUUUCAUGCUACAUGUAUGGAUACAUAUCCUCCACUAUUAUAUUUAAAUGAUUUCUCUAGACAAAUAAUUUAAAUGGUUCAUAUUUAUAAUAGGAAUGCUAAAAAUAUUGUUGGUUAUACAUUUGAUGCAGGUGCUCAUGCAGUUUUGUUGAUUCAUAAUGAUGAACUGUUAUCUUUUAAGAAUUUCUUAGCAAAUGCAUGUAAAAUAACAUAAAUAUAUAUUAGAAAAUCUAUUUACUAAAUCUAAGUACAUAAUUCCAAGUUAACAGUUUUGGACUUCUAUUGGAGAUGGUCCAAUCAAUUAGAAUUGA
Paramecium sonneborni is the source of this 1184-nucleotide messenger RNA. NCBI's taxonomy places the organism in Eukaryota, Ciliophora, Oligohymenophorea, Peniculida, Parameciidae. The record is from the annotation of a GenBank genome assembly.